AAGAACACUGAUAUAAAAAUAACGCGUUCGUAACGUAGUUUUUUAGCGAACGCUGAAAAUGUAUUCUCUUAAUUUCAAUCUCAGUUUAUUGCAAAAUUUUAGUAAUAGUGUAGUUGGGAUUUCGGGACUCAAAUAAUAGGCUACCUGUAGCCUAGUGUGUCCUAUGUUCCAAAUAUCUCGUGGCGAGAGAUCUUUUGAAUUAUUAUUUUUACAGUAACAGCUUCCUGGUGGUAGGUGGAGCUUGUUUAUACGUUUUAUCACAUUUUAACCAAUGAUACAUUCGCUUGUCAUGUCACCGACGUCGGUGGACCAAUAAUCUAUUCGUUAUACUCACGCCAAGCCUGCCCCAACGCACAGUAGUCAUUUACAUAAAGUGAAUUGGUAGGUCGCGCUUGGCAAAUCAGAGGUCGAGCGUUCGAACCCAGCGAGUGGCUGCCGACACCUUGUUAUGAUGGAGCGUGGCAACGUCUGUCACUCUAAACUCCAGAAUAGUACUAGAGAAUGUUACGAUUUCUGUCACCAUGGCUGACGAGUGGAAGGAGUGCAUGGACCACUGUUUGGAGGUGACCAAAGAAGCGGGGAAGAUGAUCCGUGCAGCGCUCCAGAAGGACAUAGCCAUCAUGCAGAAGAGCUCUCCGGUGGAUCUGGUGACUGAGACGGACCAGAAGGUGGAGCAGCUCAUCAUCUCCUCCAUCAAGGAGAAAUAUCCCACACACAGUUUCAUAGGGGAGGAGUCAGUAGCCGCUGGUGACCCCAGCAUCCUGACAGACAACCCCACCUGGAUCAUCGACCCUAUCGAUGGAACUACCAACUUUGUACACAGGUUCCCUUUUGUGUCUGUGUCAAUUGGCUUUGCUGUGAAGAAAGAGAUAGAGUUUGGUAUCAUUUACAGCUGCAUAGAGGAUAAGAUGUACACUGCUCGGAAAGGGAAUGGAGCAUUCUGUGAUGGAGUCCCCAUCAAGGUGUCUGGGCAGGAAGACAUCACUAAGUCCUUGGUGCUCACGGAGAUGGGUUUCAAGAAGGACCCUGAGCACUUCAAAACAAUGAUGGCCAACAUCAACACCAUCCUGUCCAUUCCUGUCCAUGGGAUUCGUUCACCGGGCAGCGCGGCGGUAAACAUGUGUCUGGUUGCGUGCGGCGCGGCGGACGCCUACUACCACAUGGGCAUCCACUGCUGGGACAUGGCAGCCGGCGCCGCCAUCAUCAGAGAGUCAGGCGGAGUCAUCAUGGACAUCUCAGGAGGACAGUUUGACCUGAUGUCCAGGAGGCUGAUCAUCGCUAGCAGCAGGACCAUCGCAGAACACAUCGCCUCUAAAGUUACUGUGUUCCCCUGUGGACGGGAUGACUUGGAGGACUAGAGACACAUACAUACACAGAAUAUGUAUGUUUACACUGUUUGUGAUUGGCAGUUCCGGAUUCAAGUUCUGCAUGACUUAAAGUUGUGAUAUUGACCUCUUGUUAGAUGCCUCGUGGACUUGUGGGAACAUGUCAGUGUUUUCAGAUUGUUACAGUUCAUUUAUCAGCUGUACCUCCUAGUCGGCUACUCCAGGGCUUUGACUUGUUAUUUAUACGUUCUUGGGCUUUUUCUUAGUAAUUCUUUUGUCUGUCAGUGAUAUCAGAGGUGACAAAAUCACCUCUAUCCUGUAGAGCUAUGUACAACUACAUACUGUACUUCAACAAGAUAUCAGUGAAAUAAAGCCAUCCUUGCAAAUCUCUACUCCUGGGGCUCUGGAAAUACACUCUUAAAUCAAUAUUUUAGUAUUGAAAUUGGUUUUUUCUCACUCUGCAUACCUGUGUAGGAUGUGUAUAGAGUGAAGUAUAUUCUUAACUUAUUGCAGCCAAUUGCUUUUGUGUUUGCAGGAAAUUAAAGUAACAUGAAAAUUCAGAAAGCCAUUUUAGUUUUUCAGACCGAUAAUAUUGGUAUUUAACAGUAGCUUCCUUACCUUGUAAAAAACUAUGGUUUGAAUGAAAGAAAUAUAGAGGAGUAUUCUGUAAAUAACGAUGUGUAAUAACCAUGGUAUAUUAUUUCAAUGAGUCAUCUGAUGUACAUUUGGUGUUUGAAUAUUAGGAAAAACAUCACAUUUUGUAUUUGUUGUCUUCUAUUUUAAAGCAUAUUGAUGUUUUUUUUUAACCAACUUUGCUGCCAUUUACAGGGGUGUGAUUCUGUUGUGGUGGUGGGAGGGAGGAGAGAGGAGUGUUAAAGUGUUGAAACAAGUGUGGAUGUUUACGCAAUAAAGUUACGCAAGGUGGGCGAGACUGGCACUGGAAUGUCAAAA
Hypomesus transpacificus is the source of this 2276-nucleotide messenger RNA. Its product is annotated as inositol monophosphatase 1-like. The record is from RefSeq and is a predicted model, not a curated record. Gene Ontology annotation, molecular function: inositol monophosphate 1-phosphatase activity. NCBI's taxonomy places the organism in Eukaryota, Metazoa, Chordata, Actinopteri, Osmeriformes, Osmeridae. Gene Ontology annotation, biological process: phosphatidylinositol phosphate biosynthetic process; inositol metabolic process; signal transduction. The transcript has 10 exons. Bases 522 to 1358 code for a protein of 278 amino acids.